This is a messenger RNA of Arctia plantaginis, 2016 nucleotides long. Lineage: Eukaryota; Metazoa; Arthropoda; Insecta; Lepidoptera; Erebidae. The record is from the annotation of a GenBank genome assembly.
AUGUCGUUGAGGUCGAAGGCCCUGGCACUAGUAGAGGUGCUACUGAGGGUGCCGCCUCUGUUUGUGGUGGAUGAGUUCCUGAAGAUCAGUUUGGGACUGCCGGUGUCGAGUGGUGAGGAGGUGGCCAUCCUAAGCAAUAUCACUGUGGACCACGUCGAUAUCACAGAUUCAGAAGCAAAUUAUUACGACGCGAAUUUCUACAACGCAUUCUUCUUCACGCUCCUCAAGUUUUUCGUGUGCUGUAUAGGAUGUAUGUCGGCACUCUGCAUAUUCGUGCUGUACACGAAGCACUUGAUCAUCGUGUACCUCUACCUGACGUCAGUCGGCCUAGUCUUCGUAUCGUACUGGACCAACGUUUCGGCCAUCAAGCAGAUCCAAGCCCUUACACUAGUCACCACCUCCCCGCAUCACUCCACCAGCAUAUUAGAAGACAUAUUAAAUUUAAAUAUAAAAAACCUUCUUGAUCUCGACGGACCAGGUAUCCUGGUCAUACAAAACUUUGCCAUACAGUUCAUGUUGGCAGCAAUAUUUAAAUAUAUUCAUUUAGGGCCUCGGCACCCUACAGUACAGAAGCUGCUGCCUCUCAGCUUCAUGGCACCCUCGUUUUUAGCGAUGUUGCCAGUUCCACCGAAUCUUCUACACCAUUCGCCGGUAUUCUCUGCGCUGUUGCCACUUUUUCUUGUUAAAUACGCCCUCUGGUCGUCAGCGUACAACGUUAUUCAAGUAGUGUACGCGGGCUACCACCAUGGGCGCUUAUUUGUUAGCAACUAUGGACUGUCGGCGCUAGUUGAAACUGAAUGGAUGCGUUUAAACGUUCCUUGUGUAUUGAGAGUGUUCUGGGUGCUACGCGUCGCGGAACAUGCCAUAUUACUUCUCAUGGACAACUAUGAUGACGAAGCCGAGGAAGGUUUAAAGGUUUCCACUUUAUUAGCCGUCCAAUCAUUAGCGUCAAUGACGAAAUCUUUAUUAGUAACAGGAUGCGAGACGAUAACCGCCGUGUUGGGUAUGACGUCAGUGAUCUCAUUCUUUUGCCACUACAUCGGGAACUUCUUCCAGUGGAUACUAUUGACAGAUGAAGAAGAGGAUAAAAGUAUAGGGACAGUAUCCGCAAUCCUUUUCUAUAUUCUCGCUUUACAAACGGGAUUAACUUCACUGAAUCCGGAGAAGAGGUUCAUUCGACUGUGCAGAAACUUUUGCCUGCUAUUCACAGCUCUCUUACACUUUUUACACAACAUUGUGAAUCCUAUGCUAAUGUCGCUGAGCGCGUCACACAACCCAAGCACGCACAGACACGUCCGUGCUUUGGGUGUGUGUGCCUUUCUUAUUAUAUUUCCAAUAUCUCUACUGGUGUAUCUGUGGUCUCAGCACACGAUCUCCACGUGGCUGCUUGCUGUAAGCGCAUUUAGUAUAGAAGUCAUAGUGAAAGUUAUAGUGAGCCUAAUGAUAUAUUCCCUGUUUCUUAUAGACGCGUAUAGAAGUACAUUUUGGGAACAACUUGACGACUACGUAUAUUAUAUUCGCGCGUUCGGAAACACUAUAGAAUUUUGCUUUGGGAUAUUCUUAUUUUUCAAUGGCGCGUGGAUCUUGCUGUUCGAAUCCGGAGGGGCUAUUCGAGCCGUAAUGAUGUGUAUACACGCUUAUUUCAAUAUAUGGUGCGAAGCUCGAGCAGGCUGGUCCGUGUUCAUGAAGCGACGCACGGCUGUUAAUAAGAUCAAUUCAUUACGUGAAGCCUCCCCGGACCAAUUGAACAGACUGGACGACGUUUGCGCAAUAUGCUACCAAGAGAUGCAUUCCGCUAAAAUAACUUGCUGUAACCAUUAUUUCCACGGAGUUUGUCUUCGGAAAUGGCUGUACGUGCAAGAUAGAUGUCCUUUAUGUCACGACAUACUGUACAAGAUAGACAAUGACAUCAAUAAAGACAACAAUUCGGAAACAGGUAACGAAGAGAACAGCAACAAUCAGAACCUGUUGCUCGAGGAAGACCCCGAGUUGUUGCUGGGGGAGGGUGUCAGAUGA